AUUACCAAGUGUCAUCGAAAGUGUCAUAUUAAUAAGUUAGUUAUCGGCAUAAAUACUAUUAAUAAUAACAAUGGAAACAAACGCAACAUUUACCGGUGAUGUGGAUAAAACUCAGAUACCACCGUUAAAUCAAAAGCGUAUACUCGCUUUUGUUAAUCAUUUCCUAAUAAAUACCUGCACUUUUCUCAAUGAAUUUGCCUUGAAUUGCGAAACCAAAUUUGUGCGACUGGAGCGACAACUACAAAGAACGGAAGCGGCUUUAAUAAUUCUAGAAACAAAACUCGCUUCUAUACCGGUAGAUGAUGCAGUUAAUUUCACAAAAACACAUGAAGUAAGCACUGAGGAAACAACUUAUGAUGAAACUGAUAAGCCAGAGGAAGAAGUACCCACAGAAGUAAAAGGCGUACGGGUUUGUGAAGACAUUCGCUACAAGAAAUUCUUUAAAAUGGUGCAAGUGGGCGUACCAGCGCCUGCAGUUAAAAUAAAAAUGCGAACUGAAGGAUUGAACGCUGAAAUGCUUGACAAUCCUGACUUUAUGCUAGAAGACGGCAUUCUGGAAUAGAAUGCGGAAUAUUGAAUAAUGACCCAAACCGUUAUUCAGCACAGAUUGUGAUAUAGCACAUGUAUGAAAUGCUACAUUUUUAAAU
Messenger RNA from Drosophila hydei, 647 nucleotides. It is a transcript of the gene CCDC53, whose product is annotated as WASH complex subunit 3. The record is from RefSeq and is a predicted model, not a curated record. NCBI's taxonomy places the organism in Eukaryota, Metazoa, Arthropoda, Insecta, Diptera, Drosophilidae. Bases 71 to 562 code for a protein of 163 amino acids. Gene Ontology annotation, biological process: actin filament polymerization; exocytosis. Gene Ontology annotation, cellular component: WASH complex. The transcript is spliced from 2 exons.